CUGCAGUACAGUAAGAAUGACAGAGCGACACUUCUAAAUGUUUUUUUUUGUUGCUGAAGGUAACUGAAAUCAGCUAUGCAGCUAUGAAAGGCAUCUUUGGUGGGAAGGUUUAAUAUUACCACUCUACUCCUUUGUACUUGUAGGUUGCCUGAGAUGUUCUCUGAAUCUUGGAAGCUGGAUGGCCGCAACUGGAAAAAAUCUUCCUUGCAAAAGAAACCUGUUGUCCUUAGAAUUCAGAAGAGCUGCAUGUUCAAGGCGCCUGGUGGCAGCACCGUCAAUUUGAACGAAGGAGAUACACUUGUAGUGUUGAAAAAGUCUGAUAAAGAUUGGUGGCAAGUCAGGAAAGUUGAAGAAAGUGAAACCACCAAACCUUUCCAUGCACCCUCUUCGUAUAUCAGCCAACUGAUCUUAGAGAAGAACAAAGAACAAAGAAGCAAAGACAAGGAAGGCAUCAAACAUUUUACUAGAUCACAAGAGAACUUGCUGUUUUUUAGUUCUGUUCCUUCUACAAUGGAUGAUCAGUCUUACCUUAAGUUUUACUCUGGCGAGUCUUUAACACCGACAAUUCCUCCGUCUUCCAAGCAUAAGAAAUCUGCCAGCUUCUCCCUUAGUUCCUCUUGGCAUGGUUAUUUUCCUAAAUGUGAGAAGGAGAAAUCCCCAUUUUACAAGAGUGUGUCAGAGAAGGUGAGCUUAGCAAACCCAAUGCAGGAAAAUCCAGUAUAUAGUAACCUAGAGGAGAUGAAGAUGGGGAAAGGUAUUCCUCCCAGCCCCACCCAUCCUCCUAUCCACAUGAUUGACAACUGGGAGUGCCACUUUGACCCUCUCUCAGGCAGAAACUUCUACAUCAAUACAGAAACCAAGGAGAAAACAUGGAAGCCCCCCAGGAAAACAAGGGACCACACCCCUGGAAGGGCUGAUACACUUCCUAAAGAUGUGGAAUCAUCUGGGGAGUAUGACAAGUAUCAAAUCCCCAGAACACCGUUUAUGCAAGUGAAGGGGGAACAGAUCAGUGACCCCACCUUGGAGCAGCACAGCAUAAGCCCACUAAGCAGCUCACAAUCGUUUGGCAGCUUACACAGAAUAAGUAAUGAUGGACAAUUGGAUGGGGAGAAGCCUCUGCUACCAAAACUUACCUACACCAAAUCUAUGAUACUGUCUAAUUCAAGAGUUUCAAAGGCAAACCAUAGGCGGAACCUCUCACAAUCUAAUGCUGAAAACUAUAGUGAUACAACUGCAGAACUGCACAGGGUCCCUGUGGUGACUGUCCUUGAUGUUCCCCAUGAGGUGGAAAAGGCAAGCCAGCUAAACAAGACGAAGAUUGCUGAAGGUGGAAGAAAGCUGAAAAAAAACUGGAGUGCAUCUUGGGUAGUUUUGACAGGAAACAGUCUUAUGUUUUACAAGGACCCAAAAGUACUGGUGCCUUCUGGUUGGAAACCAUCCAACAGUAAGCCUGAAAGCAGUGUGGACCUCAGAGGUGCGACAAUUGACUCGACUCAGGAGAUGUCAAGCAAGAAAAAUGUGAUCCAUCUUCGUAUGGUGACAGGAAAUGAGUACCUUUUGCAGUCUGACAAAGAUCUCCUAAUCCAGGAGUGGUAUGAUGCCCUACAAAGAGUCAUUGAGAGGCUGGACCGAGAAAACCCACUGGAUGACAUUAUUUUAAGGAGAGCGGGCAGUGUGGAGGUCUUGGAUGGGAGUGGCGGGGAGGAAGAAAGUCCACUAAAAACCAAAGACAACCGAAAAUUCUCAUUAUCUUGGGUGAGCUCGAAUCCAUCAGACAAAAAGAAAGUGAGAACAAGACUAAAGAAACUGUUGGUAAGGAGACCUCCACUGCAGACUCUUCAAGAAAAAGGCCUUAUUAAAGAUCAGGUUUUUGGAUGCCGCCUUGAUGCUCUUUGUCACCGAGAGAACAGUACAGUCCCUAAGUUUGUGUGUAUGUGCAUAGAGGCUGUAAAUGAGCGAGGUCUGGAGGCGGAUGGGAUUUAUAGAGUCAAUGGUAACUUGGCAACUAUACAGAAACUGCGAUUCAUUGUUGACAGAGAAAGGGCAGUAACAACGGAUGGACGGUACCUAUUCCCGGAGCAGUUGUCCCAAGAGGAGAAGCUGGACCUCAGUACCAGUGAUUGGGAAGAUGUGCAUGUGAUCACUGGUGCUUUGAAAAUGUUCUUUCGAGAACUCCCGGAACCCCUCAUUCCAUUCAGCAUGUUUGAGCAGUAUGUAGAAGCAGUCCAAAUUCCAGAUCUUGAUGAAAGGAUAGAAACUAUUAAAGAUCUAGUGAGCACCUUGCCAGAGCCUAACCAUGACACAUUAAAGCACAUGUUAUCUCAUCUAAAAAGAGUAAUGGAGCACUCGGAAACAAACCGCAUGACCACUCAGAACAUUGGGAUUGUUUUCGGACCAACGUUGAUGCGACCAGAAAAAGAGCUGUUUUCCAACAUUGCAGCAAAUAUGGUAUAUCAGAACCAAGUAGUGGAGCACUUUCUCACUUACUAUGAGGAGCUCUUUUCAGAUGGCCCUGAGGAGUAGAGAAAAAACUUUGAUCUAGGUUGUGCAGUUUUCAAGCCUAAAAACUGCAGUUGAAGCUACAUUCAAACUUUAAGAUGUUACAGAUUAGUUUGAGUUGAUUGCAGUAACAAUAAUAUGAAUGCGUCAGUGGAUAAAUACAAGCACCGGAGAUGGCCUUUGUCUAAACAGCAUAAGCUAAUUCAGAGUCUGGAAUUCAACAUUUUGAAAUAUCCAGUACUGCAUGUACAUGGAAUGCUAUAGAAAUAAAAUAUACUUACACAGCACAAAUUACAGAUAAAAUAAGACCUUUAUCAUGAUGGUUAUCGUCGAUUGAUGAGUUCUUUUCUUCUUAUGGCAAGGGCCACCAGAAAUAGGUCUUGCCUCAAGAUGAGAGGACUUCAAACAGAAUUAAACACUGGAAGAUUCUGGCUUUACAUUUGUUUACAUUAUUGAGUUCUAGAGUCACAUCAUUCUGUGCAACAAACAACACAACCUAAAUAAUAAUACUGAUUACUGUAAUCUAUGCUAGGACUUCAAAUAUUAUGUUACUAUUGCAGACGAAGACUGUUUCCCUCAACCACUUAAAAGUAGCUCUUGUGUGUGUUUAAUGUUCUGUUUGUAUGGAUUUGUGUUUGUCUUCAGCUUAUCAUAUUUGUUUUUGCCAUAUUUUGGGUGAUAAUUAAAAACCUUACUCGGG
Molecule: messenger RNA, 3199 nt
Organism: Xenopus tropicalis (tropical clawed frog)
Lineage: Eukaryota; Metazoa; Chordata; Amphibia; Anura; Pipidae
Gene: arhgap9
Product: Rho GTPase activating protein 9
Exons: 19
Coding region: 154-2523 (789 amino acids)
Biological process (GO): signal transduction
Molecular function (GO): GTPase activator activity; phospholipid binding
Source: RefSeq, a predicted model, not a curated record